GUUAAAUGGUUAUAAUCUCCAAAACAUAAACAAUCAUUGACAAUAAAUUAUCGGGAUUCUCAGUAUAUGUUACAUGGUAGAUAAAUGAGGGUUAUAAUAAUUAUUCAUUUACCGAUAAUUUUCAUAUUCUUUUGACAUUUUUAUCGUUAAUUUGUUCGUUUUAUUUAUUUAUUUAUUUUUUUUAGCCUUACGGUAAUGAAGAACGAACUAUUUAUUAUUGACCAAUCAGCUUAGCCAAAUGUGUUUGUCUAUCUAUCUCACAAUAAUCUAGUUAAAUUAGAUAAAAUUAAUUACUAUGUGGAUUAUGAAAAAGAUUUAGAUUAAUAAAAAUUAUACUGAUAAAUUAUAAAUAAAAUCUAUACAAGUAUGUAAGGAACAAAUUUUUAUCAAUAUAAUUUUACUGUAAAAUGAAAUAACAAUGAUACUUCAUUUACAUGUGUUCAUAUCGUAUUGUUAUAAUAUAAUGAAUUACAUUACGAUUAUUUCUAAUGGUUCGCUGCGUAAUUAAUACAUUAAUAUGCAGAUACUUUGGGGGAAACAUUAAAUUACAGAACAAAAAGUAUAUACUGUCUAAAAAGUGGAACGACGUGUAAAGUUAUUAAUAUGUGUACAUCCAAAUAAGAAUGUAUUAUAAUACACUGAAGCAAUGUCUUGGACUACUAUUAAUUUUUUUGCACGAAGACAUUUAAUUAUGAUUUGAUGGAUAUGAAAAAAUCGAUUUCUACACAAAUGGAAAAUUACUUUGAUAAAUAUGAUGAAACUAAUGUGGUUGAAUCGCCAUGUCAAGAAUUAAAACAAACAAAUAUAAUAAAUGAAGUAAAUGAUUUAACAAAUAUUAAAUGUAUACAUUCAAGUUUACAAGAUGAAUUAAAUUUAUCAUUUUUCAUUCAAAAUCAAUCUUUAAAAAUAAAUCAUAAAAAUAAUAAAGCGCCUAAAUUAGAUUAUAAUAACCGAGUGAAAAAUAAACAUUUAAAUCAAUGUUCUAAUAAUGAAAUGAAUAUAAUUUCAAAUGAAUUUUCUUCUAUAUCACUAUCACCUUUACCAAAUGAAUAUAAUCCACCUUUAUUAACACAAAUUAAACGUCAAUUUAGACAAUUUUGUGAAACAACUUCACUACGUGGUGUCCCAAGAAUUGUUAGUACUAAAGAUUCAAAACGUCGAUUUUUAUGGCUUAUCUUUGUUAUUUCGUUUUUUAUUGGUUGUAUCACAUGUUUAACAUUUAUUAUUAGUCAAUAUUUAGAAUUCGAUGUAAUUCAUCAACCAAAAAAACUUUAUGAUCAACCACGUCCAUUUCCAUCUGUAACAUUAUGUAAUUUACGUCCAUUUUCUACACGUGAUAUAAGAAAAUUAAAAAAAGCUGGAGUAUUACCAGUAGAUAUGUAUUUUGAAAUGUUAAAACGUUUUAUGAUCAGUGUACCAAUGGAAUAUCGACGUUAUUUAACUAUGCUAUGGGAUUUUUCUACCUAUUUAGCUAAUCUACCAGAUUUAGUUGAUGCAAAUAAUUUAGGUCAUACAUUAGAAGAUAUAGUGAAACGUUGUUUUAUUUUAUACAAAACUGGUAGUGUAACAAGAGGUACAGCCUGUGAAAAAUCAGGUUAUUGGACUAAAACACAAGAUCGUGUAUUUCAUAACUGUUAUACGUAUACAAUUAAUCCGAAUAAAACAAAUACAGCAUUAAACAUGGAACUUGUAGUUUAUUUGGAUAAUUUAAUUGAACAAACUGAUUGCUUCGAUUGUCAAGAAAGAGUCAUGGCAAGUCAGUUAACUGGUGCAAGACUGCUCUUACAUCCUGGUGCUUCUUAUCCUCGUGUAGCUGAAGAAGGUGUAAAUUUAAUGCCAGGAACUAUGACUGAUAUAAGAUUUACAGUAUAUGAAUGGUCUAUGAUGGAACCACCUCAUGGCAGAUGCAGUAAAAAUACACCACAGUUUAUAUCAUUUAAUAAUGUUAACUAUACUUUUAGCGAAGAAGCAUGUCAUGCACAUAUGGUGCAAGAAAAAGUCGCUUCAAAUUGUCAAUGUUUAACACAACAUUUACCAAUUCCAACACAUUUACUUGGAAAAGAUUUAAGAAAAUGUCAAGCAUUCAAACUUCCAGCAACUUAUCAAAUGUUAGAUAAUUUUAACGAAUCCAAACAGUUAUAUUUUAAUGAUGAAGCAGUUUCUACUUAUGCUCGAUUUGCAGAAUGUGCAGAAAAAACUGGAACAGCUAUGGAUAGUUAUCAAAUAGGCUGUAGACCAGCAUGUAUUCGAUACACAUACAAACCGAGUAUAACAGCUGCUCAAUGGCCGACCAAAACAUUUCUAACAUGGUUUGUUACAAAAUUUAUAAAAGAAAUGGAAGCAUCCGGUUAUUCACGUUUAAAAUCAACAAAUAAUGAAACAUUAACUAUAUUUAAUGAACGUAUGGAAGAAAUUCGUACACCAUUACAACCUUAUGAAAUAAUUUCUAAUUUAACUAAACAAGGUCAUUUACAAGAAGCUAUUAAAAUGCUUAUGAAUACACAAAUAUUUGAACAAAAUUUUUUAUCUAUUAUAAUAUCACGACCAAAUUUUGAUUUAGAACGUGUUGAAGAAAAAGCUGUUGUAUCAUUAACUUCAUUAUUUAGUCAAAUUGGUGGUUUAUUAAGUAUAUGGAUUGGAUUAACAUUUGUAUGUAUUGUUGAAUUAGUUGAAUUAGGUUUAAAUGUAGCUGAUGCAGUAAUUCAUUAUAAAAAAUUAAAAUCAUAAACUUAUUCUUCUUAUUAUUAUUCAAUGCAUUUCAAUCAUUAAAUUUGAUCAUUUCAGUGUUCAAUUUAUAAGAAUAUAAACAAA
This is a messenger RNA of Schistosoma spindalis, 2811 nucleotides long. Lineage: Eukaryota; Metazoa; Platyhelminthes; Trematoda; Strigeidida; Schistosomatidae. The record is from the annotation of a GenBank genome assembly.